UUUAUACACUGCAAUGCUACUACAUAUUGAUAUUACUAAAAGAAUAAUAAAAUAAUAAUUAACAUGAGAAAUAGUCAGUAAAAUGAAAAUAUAUUUCUUUGAAAUGAAGAAAGAUGAAUAGUUUUUUUUUAAACAUUAACGCUUGUUGUGUUCAUGUUUGCAUUUUAUUCAAAUAACUUGUAUAGGUAAUGCGGUGAGAAUCAAUACUUGAUAAAGUGUUAAAUUUUGAUAGUUAUUGUACGAAUUGAGAGAUUGGUUUUAUAAUUUGAUAAUUAGUGUAUUACAUACACGUCGUCUCUAUUUAUCUCGAAUUUUGACUUUAGAUAAUAUUCAUCAUGUGGGAUGUAGAAGUAAAUACGGUUGUAUUUCAAACAAUAUCGACUAUGAUAUUUUUUAUAUUCACUUAUAAUAUUGUUAGAUAUUAUUCUGCUGAAGAUCGUUAUCUUCAAAUAAGGGAUUCGACUAAGAAGCACAGUUGGAAAAUGAUUAGUAGCGCAUCAAAGGUAGUUUAUUGUACAAUUUGUGAAGCAUUGUUACUGAAUAUGAAUGGGUUUAUUUGCGAUUCUUGCGGCGUCUGUGCAGAUCAUAGUUGUGUUAAAGUAGCAGAUAAAACUCUGAAAUGCAAAGCUAUAACUAUAUCCAGUGAUGAACCAAUGAAACAUCAUUGGAUUAGAGGGAAUUUACCACUUGUUGCGAUUUGCAAUAUUUGUUCUGAGGAGUGCGACACAGAACCUGGUUUAAAGGACUGGUGGUGUUGUUGGUGUCAACGAUGUGUACACGACGUUUGUAAAAGUUCAUUAAAUGAGAUUUGCGAUUUUGGCAGAUUUAAACUGAUGAUAAUUCCACCGAUAAGUUUACAAGUAAUUAAUAAACGAAGUACAAUGAAAAGUCGUAUGCGUCUUCGUUCUAUAAUUCCGCCUUUGUGGGAGAAGUGGAAUCCUCUUAUUGUCGUUGCUAACAGAAAGUCAGGCAAUAAUGAUGGCGGAGAAAUCUUAUCUUUAUUCAGAAGAUUUCUUAAUCCCGCACAAGUUGUUGAUCUGGCUGAUCGAGAUCCAGUCGCAGCCCUUGAAUGGUGUCGUUUACUGGGAAAGAAUCCUUGCAAAGUGCUUGUCGCAGGAGGAGAUGGUACAAUCGCAUGGCUUUUAAAUGCAAUUCAUAAACUUAAACUUGAACCUGUUCCGUCUGUGGCAAUUUUACCUUUAGGAACCGGUAAUGAUCUAUCUCGAGUUCUUGGCUGGGGAAAAGAACACGAUUCGAAUUUAGAUCCAGCUGAAAUUUUACAGAAUCUUCAAACGGCGAGUUCGGUAAAACUUGAUAGAUGGAAUGUUGCAGUAAAACCUUCCGGGAGCAGUCUUGGAUUCAUUGGGUCUGAAAAGCAUUUAUUCAUGUAUAAUUACUUAAGUAUCGGCGUGGAUGCUCAGGUGACGUUAAAUUUUCACAAAACUCGAGAAAGUCGUUUCUACUUCUUCAGCCAUAGAAUAUUUAAUAAGCUUCUCUAUUUAUGUUUCGGUACUCAACAAGUAGUGGAAAGAGAAUAUAAAGAUUUGGAUCGAAGAAUCGAGGUUUUCCUGGACGGUAAACGAGUCGAGUUACCUUCAAUAGAAAGUAUUGUGAUUUUAAACAUUAAUUCCUGGGGAGCUGGUGUCGAUCUCUGGAAUAUGGGUGUUGAAGAUGACAGUGUAGAUAGGCAGAGUAUAAACGAUGGCAAACUAGAAGUUGUUGCUAUUUUUUCGUCAUUCCAUAUAGCGCAGUUGCAAAUGGGACUUUCCCAACCGUUGCGACUUGGUCAGGCUAGUAAAGUUAAGAUAAAACUUUUAGAGUCCUGUGCGAUGCAAGUUGACGGUGAACCUUGGUGCCAACAACCUUGCGAAUUUAAUGUUACUUACUGUAAUCAAGCUUCAAUGCUUAUGAAUUCUUCUUUUAAUUCGGAAGAUUGAUUAUUCAUUGAAAGAUAAAAAUCAAAUUUUUAUACAUCACUUUACGUUAUCAGAAAUAGCAUUUUUAAAUAUUUAAAUUUAGGUAAGAGUUUUUAUAUUUAUUUUAAUAUAGUUUAACCAUUUUUUAUCUUUUAUAAUAUAAAGUGAUACAUGAAGAUUCCUAUUUAAAAAUAAACUAGUUUCUACUCUGAUGAAUCUAAUUAGUUAAUAAGAAAAAGAGAGGUACUUAUUUUCUAGUCAAAUUAAGUUUAGGUACUUGUAUUUCAAAUUAUAAAAUCUAAAUAUAAUACUG
Leptopilina heterotoma is the source of this 2229-nucleotide messenger RNA. It is a transcript of the gene Dgkepsilon, whose product is annotated as diacylglycerol kinase epsilon. Bases 336 to 1937 code for a protein of 533 amino acids. The transcript has 11 exons. The record is from RefSeq and is a predicted model, not a curated record. Lineage: Eukaryota; Metazoa; Arthropoda; Insecta; Hymenoptera; Figitidae. Gene Ontology annotation, molecular function: ATP-dependent diacylglycerol kinase activity.